Vicia faba (fava bean) is the source of this 1566-nucleotide messenger RNA. The record is from the annotation of a GenBank genome assembly. Lineage: Eukaryota; Viridiplantae; Streptophyta; Magnoliopsida; Fabales; Fabaceae.
AUGAGCACUACUUCAACUCACAUCCACAAAGAUAUUGAUGAACCAUUGCUAGCACCUAAUGAACCAACACCACCACAACUAGCAUCAUCGUUCACUCAUUCAUUUGGUUCAAAACAUGAAUCAGAUGGUGAACUUGAAAGAAUUCUCUCAGAUACAAGUGUUCCUUUGGUUAAACGUUAUGGACUUGCUUCAUGGGUUGAGUUGAAGUUGCUUUUUUACCUUGCUGCCCCUGCUGUUGUUGUGUACCUUAUCAACUAUGUGAUGUCCAUGUCCACUCAAAUAUUUUGUGGUCAUCUUGGUAAUUUGGAGCUUGCUGCUGCUUCACUUGGAAAUACUGGCAUACAAAUCUUUGCUUAUGGUCUCAUGUUGGGCAUGGGGAGUGCAGUUGAGACACUAUGUGGACAAGCAUUUGGUGCAAAAAAGUAUGACAUGUUAGGCAUAUAUUUGCAAAGAUCAACAGUUCUUCUCACAUUAGCUGGAUUGGUAUUGACAUUAAUCUACAUAUUCUCCAAACCACUUUUGAUAUUUCUAGGAGAAUCACCACAAAUUGCAUCAGCAGCAUCACUUUUUGUCUAUGGUUUAAUCCCACAAAUAUUUGCCUAUGCUAUAAACUUCCCAAUCCAAAAAUUUCUCCAAGCACAAAGCAUAGUUGCACCAAGUGCAUACAUAUCAGCAGGAACAUUGGUCAUUCAUGUUAUAUUAAGUUAUUUUGUUGUGUACAAAAUUGGACUUGGUUUAUUGGGUGCAUCAUUGGUUUUGAGUUUCUCUUGGUGGAUAAUUGUGAUAGCACAAUUUGUGUAUAUUGUGAAGAGUGAAAAGUGUAAAGAUACUUGGAGAGGGUUUAGUUUUCAAGCCUUUUCAGGGUUGCCAGAGUUUUUUAGAUUAUCAGCUGCUUCAGCAGUGAUGCUGUGUUUGGAGACUUGGUAUUUUCAAAUAUUGGUUUUGCUUGCUGGGUUGCUUCCUAAUCCUGAAUUGGCUCUUGAUUCUCUUUCUAUUUGUGCCACAGUGUCUGGAUGGACGUUCAUGAUCUCAGUUGGAUUUAACGCAGCAGCAAGUGUGAGAGUGAGCAAUGAAUUAGGAGCGGGAAAUCCAAAAUCAGCGUCGUUUUCUGUUGUGGUGGUGACAGUGAUUUCUUUCAUAAUAUGUGUUAUUUUAGCAAUUGUGGUUCUUGCAUUAAGGGAUGUUAUUAGCUAUGUCUUUACGGGUGGCGAAGAAGUCGCUGCUGCUGUCUCAGAUCUUUCUCCUCUCCUAGCUCUUGCGAUUGCCCUCAAUGGCGUCCAACCUGUCUUAUCUGGUGUGGCUGUUGGCUGUGGAUGGCAAACAUUUGUUGCGUAUGUAAAUGUAGGUUGUUAUUAUGGACUUGGCAUACCGUUGGGUUCGGUUCUUGGAUUCUAUUUCGAAUUCGGUGCUAAGGGAAUAUGGUUGGGAAUGCUAGCUGGCACAGUUCUACAAACAAUCAUUUUAUUAUACGUCACAUUUCGAACCGAUUGGAAUAAAGAGGUUGUAGAAUCAAAUAACAGACUCAAUAAGUGGGAGGACAAGACUCAGCCACUACUUAAGAACUAA